CUCCGGUCUCGUUUUGCCGACAAGCUGCGGAGAAUACAUACUUGGCACAGAAUGCAGCCCCUUGUCGAACCUUCCCUCUGCUCAUCUAUCACCUCCAACUCCUUGACCGAUCUCGAACUCGCAUCCAGAACAAAGCCAUGUCUCACUUAAGUCGUGUGCUCGCCCUGUCAUCCUCUGACACGGGUGAGAUGCGUGCCAUCUACGACGACUGGGCACCAACCUACGAAAAGGACUUAGCCGACGACUCGCAAGACUACGUCGCCCCGGCCAUAGCAAGCACAUAUGUCGCCAAAAGUCUAGGCGCAGAACGCAUCAGCGACAAGGUCGAGAUCCUAGACGCAGGAUGCGGCACCGGUCUGGUCGGCAUGCACCUUGCACGGCUCGGCGCAAAGAUUAUUGAUGGUAUUGAUCUCAGCCAAGGCAUGCUUGAUGUGGCGCGGAAGACGGGGGUGUACCGAUCGCUGGAGACGGCAGAUUUGUCGAAACCUCUCUCCCAGAAGACAGACUCGUACGACGUUGUAUCUUGUAUUGGUACCUUGACCCAAGGCCACGUUGGACCUGGGGCACUAGAUGAAUUCGUCAGGGUUGUCAAGGGAGGCGGCGUGAUUGUGGCGACAGUCUUGGACUCGAUUUGGACUGAAGGUGGAUAUGAGGCCAAAGUCCAGGGUUUGGUGACAGAAGGGAAAGUGAGGCUUGUGAACUCCCAGCGUGAGGAUUCAAGACGUGGAGCUGGUGUCAUGGCCAGGAUGGUUGUGCUCCAGGUCUUGUGAUGUUUAAUACAAGGUGCAGAUAAUGUCUGGAGAAAAAAAGGUGGUUAAGUC
Molecule: messenger RNA, 821 nt
Organism: Phialemonium atrogriseum
Lineage: Eukaryota; Fungi; Ascomycota; Sordariomycetes; Cephalothecales; Cephalothecaceae
Product: methyltransferase domain-containing protein
Exons: 1
Coding region: 138-770 (210 amino acids)
Molecular function (GO): methyltransferase activity
Source: RefSeq, a predicted model, not a curated record